Messenger RNA from Phanerochaete carnosa HHB-10118-sp, 1822 nucleotides. RefSeq lists its product as uncharacterized. The transcript is spliced from 6 exons. Gene Ontology annotation, molecular function: chromatin binding. The record is from RefSeq and is a predicted model, not a curated record. The coding region runs from base 16 to 1350 and encodes 444 amino acids. Lineage: Eukaryota; Fungi; Basidiomycota; Agaricomycetes; Polyporales; Phanerochaetaceae.
GCUGCUCCCGUUUAAAUGGUCAUCACUCAUCCACAAAAGUCGAGUCGCCUCGGCAUGCCCAAGAAGAGCAAGAAGAGCAAGAAAACGGCCGCGUUAGAGAGCUACUUUGGUCCGGAAGCGGACCCCGAGGGGAAUAUGCGACCUGAAAAGGCGGAGUGGGACUCGAUGGAGGCUUUUAGGACGCUUCGUGCUAGCAGGCACGUAUAUCACAAAGGUUGCGACGUCUCCGUACGCUCUAGUGACAGCCCAGAGAAUGUUUGGAUAGCCAUGGUACUCUCCAUACGGCGCAGGAAGACGCCACUUGGAAUACCCUUGGGCUGGGCUCAAGUACAAUGGUACUAUUCGCCGCGCGAUGUUCAAGCAUUGAGCAUUGAAGGAUUACCCAAUGAUUGCUUCUCAUCUCGGGAAAGGGUGCUCUCAGAUGCCAUUGAUCUUGUGCCGCUAACGUCAUUCAAGUCUCCUGUGAAAGUAUAUAAGUUUAAUGAAGAAGAUUGGCAGCCAGCAGAAUUUGAUGAGAAGUCCUACUUUCAUCGGUAUAGUCUAAAGGAUGCUCUUGAUUCUCCAAAACUAGCGCCGUUUCCUGGUCAAUUCUCCUGCAUCUGUGGGACACCUUAUGACCCAUUUCCACAAGACAUGGACUUUGCAGAAGCCGCAUUGGAUGCAUGUCGCCAACGAAGAGGUGGCACUGCCCCCAGCAGAGUCGAGCUCAAGGCGGACUACAUGCACUACUGUCCGCGUCCGAAGUGUAGCAGAUGGUUCCACGAGACCUGUCUGCUACACCGCACGGAGAUGAGACACCCUGAGCACACCGACUUCGUCGGCAGCCUCGCCGUGCGCCGGCUGGCAGUGGACCCUGACGCGUCGUUCCACCACCCAAAGCUCGCACGCUUCACAUACGAGAAGCCCGCACGGGGCAAGAACGCAUCGGUGGGCGAGCCGAGCACACGGGACGUCCUCGCCGCGGCACUGGGGCCCGACAGGGAGCUUGGCCUUCCGGAGUCGCUCAUCGCCAUCGCCGCGAUGCCCAUCGUGCGCCGCGCGGGCCAGGGCACGUUUAGCACCGCGGGAAACGUGCGCGACGUCGUUGUCGCGCGACGCCUGGUGUACCAGACACUCGACGUCAGGCUCGCCGAACUCGAGCGCCUCAUCCGGAGCCUCCCCGAGAGCUGGGACGCCGCAUCGGACGCGCUGACUUACUACCGCGUGUGGCAGUUCCUUGGGACGCAAGGGAUGCUCGCGAGUCCCCGCGCGGCAUACUGGGAUCGGCGCGUCGAGGAACUGGCUGUGCACGCGGAGCGGCCGGAGCUGCACUGUCCUAACUGCGAGGGCGAGUUUCCUGUCGCGAUUUAGUGACGGUUGCUCGCGAGUGUUCCUUGGGGCGAGCUACGCAUGGGAGCUUCUCAUAACCGUUGCGCAGGAGUCAAAAUUUGAGGGUCUGAUGUUGUCGUGCGACACCCCUAGCAGUGCACAAGUCUUUUUCUCGAUUUGUCCCAGCCGAAGAACAGCCGUUGCUUCUUAACAAACUUCUGUCCAGUCAAAUUGCCUUCUCUGAGGCUGAUCCCAAUGAGAAGUCCUUAUGUUGAUUAAUGACCUCGUUGGUGCCUGUUGACAUCAUGUGGAAUCGGCAGAGCAUCUGCACUUCCUCUGCCUGUGCCUUGCAAUUUUAUCUCCGGCAGGUGACCAACGACCUACAUCAGGCCUUUGGUUUGUCAAAGCCCGGUAGUCAGUGAGGAGAAAACAUGACUCGGACUCUCGAAUGUCCGAGGGUCGAGCUUAUCCUGCGCGCCUCCUGCAUUUCGGUACAAACACUGUACCGAGAGCC